Chelonus insularis is the source of this 1410-nucleotide messenger RNA. It is a transcript of the gene ATP6AP2, whose product is annotated as ATPase H(+)-transporting accessory protein 2. The record is from RefSeq and is a predicted model, not a curated record. Gene Ontology annotation, biological process: positive regulation of Wnt signaling pathway. Gene Ontology annotation, cellular component: external side of plasma membrane; membrane. Gene Ontology annotation, molecular function: signaling receptor activity. The coding region runs from base 106 to 1368 and encodes 420 amino acids. NCBI's taxonomy places the organism in Eukaryota, Metazoa, Arthropoda, Insecta, Hymenoptera, Braconidae. The transcript has 8 exons.
GCUGUCAUAUGAUCGAAGGUAGAUGAAUGAAAUCUUGUGAUCUUGGGUUAGGAAAAAUAAUAGAAUAUAAAUUUUACUUAUUAUUUAUCAAAGAAAGUUAAUAAAAUGUUGAAAUUAAUAUUUAUUAUAACAUUAGUGUUAGCUACAGUAUUUGCUGAUAAAGAUUUCGUCGUUCUUCAUAGUCCAAGUAGUCUUGAAGUUGAAGGUGGCAAAGCCAUCAAUCAGAGUCUACUGAGAGAAGUUCUAACUGGAGUAAUUGGAUAUCGUGUCAGAGAACACGAUUGGAAAGGAGUUUAUAUCAAAAACAUUUUCGAUUUACCUGAAGCAGUAGUCAUUAUUGCUAUUGAAGAUGUUGAAUCAGUGAACUCUCCUUACGGUACACGAUUUCCUCUAUAUGUUGAUGAACUUGAAGAGACAACUUGGCAAGUAGUAUGUCGUGUAGUUGAAGGAAAUAGAAUGAACAACACAUUAAUCAGAAUGCGUGUUGGAGAUGGUCUUACUGCAUUGGGCCACUCAGCAUUGGGUGAACUGAAUCCCAAUUCAAUCGAUAAACCAGUGUUGAAGUAUCUAGACUUAGAAAAUAAUGUUGAUAGAGAUUUUAUUGAAGAAAUUCAGUUACUUCGAGCAAUUGCCAAAAAAGUUCCAUCAACAAUUAUUCCUAAUUCAAAUCCUGAUGUUUAUUGGUUCGUCGUAUGCAAUCUUCGACCACUUAUUGAUAGUCAUAAAGACACCCCAUUAGCUGUUGAUGAAGCUUUCCGUAUACUUAAUGAGGCUUUAGAUGAUCUUUCUGUCUCAUUUGUAGAUGCUUAUAAGGGAAAUGUUUUUAUUGCUGCAUUUACAAGUGAUACGAAUGCAGAACAGAAUGAUGAAUCAGAAACAAGUAUACGAGUUCGUAGAGAAGAACAACAGGAGAAAUCCGAUUCAUCUACAGAAAAUCCUAGAGAUGCGACAUCAUCAUCAGAAACAAUAGAGAAUGAAGAAACUAACAAGGAUGUGAAAAUGACCACUGAAGCAACUGAGAGUAGUAAAAGUGAUGUGAAUGAAAACACAAAUGAAAUAGAAAAAUCCUCAGAAUCAAAUAAUGAUGAAGUAACUGAACUUCCUGGUCUCGAGUUGAACCAUCGGGAACACGAGGUUCACUCAAUGACCGAAAGUGAAGUCAUUAAAAAACCAAUUCAGCUCAAAGACGCGAACCUCGCUAAAAAGUACAGUGCUAACUAUCCAGUUAUUUUCAACAUAUUCCUUUGGUUUGGCGUAACUUUCUUGUUUUCACUUAUCGCCAUUUGCAUUGCCAUCGCAGAGAUGGAUCCUGGACGAGACUCUAUUAUCUACAGAAUGACUUCAAACAGAAUGAAGAAAGAUAAUUAAGUUUACAAAGAUUUGUGAGAAUAAAGAUAAACUUAACAUUCA